UUAGUAACAAUAUUUUGGAUUUGAGACUAGUAAACACUAAAAGUUAUGUGUGGUAUAUGUUGAGAAGUCAAACUUUGAAUUAUGGCAGAUUUUUGGAACUACAAAGUAAUUGGAAAACCUAUCAGCUGCAAAUUGAAAGUUUCCACUAUCGAUCAUGCUGAUAUUUUACUUAAUGCAAGAAAGACUCUUGAAGAAUGUGUCCAAUAUUUCAUCAAAAAAGAUCCACUUGACAAUGAGAGUUUCAUCUUACAGAGAUUAAUCUACAUGAAAAAUGGACAGCUUCGAAGGGAGAAGUCAUUCCAAGGUCUUAAACAGAUAUUGUCAGCAAUCAGACGACUCAAAGAUGUAGAUCUUCAGGCCAUUUUUAAUGACAUACAUGAGGAUUUUAAACAAGCAGAACUGGAGAGUGCCGUACUGUCAUACUUGCCAUCCCAACAGAUGUGGGAGUAUUUGUUGACAAGGAUUCUCAGUGUAGCAGUCCUUCUGGGCAGCAUCAUCUCUCGCUGUAUGACAGUUUUUGUUCAUGUAAAACGACAUCUUUCAUGUGGCAUUUUGAUUGGACUUAAUUUGACAUUUCUAGCACUACUUAGUAGAAUUUGGGCUCGGUGUCGGUCAUUAUCUGAGGCCUAUCAGAAAUGGUACCAAGAUUUAUAUCCAGUUCUUUUUGUGUUGACCCCAACAAACGUUAGAUGGCUCCCAGAAGGCCAGGAGUUGCCUUGUGACUUGGAAGCAUGGCAGAAGAGCCAUGGAUUUACUCCUGCUUUACAGGAAAGCUCUUUGGAGGUACUGAUUGAUGAUUGGGCUGUACUUUUGAAGAAGUAUGAAUCUGUUCACGGAGAUGACAUUGAAGAACAAAUGACAGAUAUUUCCGAAAUAGACAGAUUGCCAGACCUAGAUCUUGGAUAUUUGGAUGAAGACGUUGGUGAAUCUGUGAGCUUAAAUGAAGCAGCUACAACAUGGAGUGCAGGCAGAGAUGAACAAUUUAUAAAAAACAAAUCAGAGAAGAAGAAGAAAAUGAAAGAGGCAAAGAAGGAGAAAAAGGAGAAGCAGAGGUUAUCGCAGAAAGAUUUGGUGAUACCUUGGGAUGCAGAUAUAACACAUAAGAUUGAAGAAGCUUCCUCUUUUGGCCAUCUGCUAACAUUCCUUAAACAAUGGCGGAACCAACUGUGCCAUAGGCAUGAUAUAAGACAUGAUAAGUGCCAUUCAGCUCUCAUUUCUUUGCGAAAGAAAGCUCGAAAGGCUAUGCUGAAAAAUAAUCCUACACAGCAUAGUGUUUUUUUGCAAAAUGCAAAGAAGAAACUGUCCAAAUUUCUUAAGUGGACAAUCAAAAAUAAGAAUCUUAAAAGUACCAAGAAACCAAAAAGGGUAAAAUCAAAGUCUACAUCUAUCAGUGAGAGCAUAUAAUAUCAAAAGAGAUGCCGGUGAAAUGGAACAGAUUAAAAACAUUUCAAAAUCAAACACACAAAAUUUAUUAGCCAAAAGACAAUUACAACGGGUUAUUAAAAGUAUGAGGAGGAACCACUGUUUCAAAUUAAAGGGAAAAGUUUACCAACUGUCAAAAGAAGAAGCAAAAUCCUUUUUGUCAGAUUUUUCACUAUUUGAAACUCAGGAUUUGUCAGAGGCAGCUCACAGGGACAAUUUCAGAAAAGCAAAAAGAGCUCUGAAGAAAUUUGUGAAAGAAAAAGAGGCAUGAAAAUGAAUGUGUUGAGUGGACAACAGUUGCUGCAGUGGUAGAUUCUGUGUGUUUCUGUUUAUUUUCAGUAAGUACUGCACAUCAGGGAUUUAGUAUUUAAUUUAUAUUAUCACUUCAAUGUACUUUUGCAAGAGGGAAAGGGGUUUCUGAUAGGGAAGAAAUGAUGUUUUAAAAAUAUAUUAACAUUCAUUCACUUGUUAGCACAGAGACUCAUUCUUGGCCAAAGUUAGAAUAGCUUGGCUAAGUAAUACAAAAGGAAUAAAACUGCAGUGCCUACUGAUGUGUUGUCAU
This is a messenger RNA of Pomacea canaliculata, 1984 nucleotides long. RefSeq lists its product as uncharacterized. Bases 82 to 1404 code for a protein of 440 amino acids. Gene Ontology annotation, biological process: positive regulation of Notch signaling pathway. The record is from RefSeq and is a predicted model, not a curated record. NCBI's taxonomy places the organism in Eukaryota, Metazoa, Mollusca, Gastropoda, Architaenioglossa, Ampullariidae. The transcript is spliced from 10 exons. Gene Ontology annotation, cellular component: nucleus.